AUGCAGAUUAGGAGUUUCUGGGUUUCUAAUCCCGAGUUAGGACAAAAGAAUGGUAAGGUUACAAAAUUCUCUGUAGCGGCACCGAGUUGUAAUUUGGUGGUGCUCACAUCGUGCCUUAGAGAACAUGUGAAAGCUUUCGCUCUAUGGUAUCCAUAUGAUACUAGCAAUCAUCCGGCGUACGAAAUAACGUACAUACAACAAGUGUCCGCCAUAUUAUUCGCUGCACUUCUGAACGUGAGCAAGGAUACCCUGGAAUCAACAACUGAUAGAGUUUCCCUUAUGCGACCUUCUACAACAUUAUUUCUAACGCGUGCCCAAGAAACGGAAGUCCAGAAACGUCUUAGAGAUUGUGUGAUCCAGCAUCAGAACACCCUGGAGACAGCUUUCUUAUUGCAAAACACCUUUUCUGAGCCGAUCUUUGCCCAGUUCAAUGUAUCACUUGUCAUUAUAUGCGCUACUGCUUUCCAACUUGUAUCGCAAACUGGUAACUUUGUCCGCCUGAUGUCAAUGGGCACUUAUUUGUUCAACAUGAUAUACCAAGUGUUCAUAUAUUGCUAUCAAGGCAACCAGUUCUCGUCUGAGAGUGAGGAGGUAGCCAAAGCAGCAUAUGAUAUGCCCUGGUACUCCUGCAGCGUGCGCACGCGCAGGUCUAUACUGAUAGUAAUGGUUCGAUGCCGUCGCGUUGCUAAGCUUACUGCUGGUGGCUUCACUACACUUUCUUUAACUACUUUUAUGGCAGUAAGAUCU
Brenthis ino (lesser marbled fritillary) is the source of this 747-nucleotide messenger RNA. The record is from the annotation of a GenBank genome assembly. NCBI's taxonomy places the organism in Eukaryota, Metazoa, Arthropoda, Insecta, Lepidoptera, Nymphalidae.